GUGCAGAGCGGCCGGGCGAGCAUGUGGCCGGACAGCAGGGCGGGAGCCUCCGGAUGCCCGGACAGGCAACUUGGGCCACUCAGAUGCCUUUUGAAUGCAGGACUUCUGAACUGCUAUGAGUCGGAGAUGUCUUGAGUGAACAGCUCACCUCCACCACAAUGUCCAUGAACAAUUCCAGGCCCCCACUGUUGCCGGCAAUCGGGAUCCUUUCAAACACAACCUGCCAAACAGAAAAAAGGCUUUCGGUAUUUUUUUCGGUAAUCUUCAUGACAGUGGGAAUCCUGUCAAACAGUCUUGCCAUAGUAAUUCUCAUGAAGGCAUAUCAAAGAUUUAGACAGAAGUCAAAGGCAUCUUUUUUGCUGUUUGCUAGUGGCUUAGUUAUCACAGAUCUGUUUGGCCACCUCAUCAAUGGAGCCAUAGCGGUUUUUGUCUAUGCCUCUGAUAAAGACUGGAUCCGCUUUAACCAAUUUAACGUUCUUUGCAGUGUUUUUGGCAUGUGCAUGGUGUUUUUCGGACUGUGCCCUCUCUUCCUGGGCAGUGUGAUGGCAGUCGAACGGUGCAUUGGGGUCACCAAACCAAUAUUCCACUCUACAAAAAUGACAUCCAAACAUGUGAAAAUGAUGUUGACCGGAGUAUGUCUUUUUGCCGUUUUCGUUGCUUUACUGCCAAUAGUUAGAUUUCGAGCCUAUGCAAUUCAAGCAUCAAGGACCUGGUGCUUCUACAAAACAGAACACAUCCAAGACUGGGAAGACAGGUUUUUUCUUCUGCUUUUUUCUUUUCUUGGGUUGCUAGCCCUGGGUAUUUCCUUUUUAUGCAAUGCCAUCACUGGAAUUACACUUUUAAGGGUAAAAUUUAAAGGUCAACAGCACCGACAAGGCAGGUCUCAUCAUUUUGAAAUGAUCAUUCAGCUCUUGGCCAUAAUGUGUGUCUCCUGCAUUUGCUGGAGCCCAUUUCUGGUAAGAACCUAUAUUUUUACUGGUUCUGUUUCUACAGCUUGUCCACUUUAUAUUUUAUAUUUUUGA
Ornithorhynchus anatinus (platypus) is the source of this 1022-nucleotide messenger RNA. RefSeq names its product prostaglandin F receptor (gene PTGFR). NCBI's taxonomy places the organism in Eukaryota, Metazoa, Chordata, Mammalia, Monotremata, Ornithorhynchidae. The record is from RefSeq and is a predicted model, not a curated record. Bases 159 to 1022 code for a protein of 287 amino acids. Gene Ontology annotation, molecular function: prostaglandin F receptor activity. Gene Ontology annotation, biological process: inflammatory response; adenylate cyclase-activating G protein-coupled receptor signaling pathway; positive regulation of cytosolic calcium ion concentration. The transcript is spliced from 2 exons. Gene Ontology annotation, cellular component: plasma membrane.